GAUUGCGAAGGGCAGACCAAGCCCCGUCAUAAGAUGGAGAAGGCCUUGACCAGGGCAGGUUAGCGCUUGCCUAUUUGAUGAUGCGGUCUUAAGCGUCCACCCAAGAUUUGACAUUUGAGGCUUGCACAACUAACUUCUGGUCUUCAUCGUGUCUCCUUGUUCACUGUGCCAGCGAUCCCAGGUGUUCUUAUUCCAAAUUCAGAAGGUUACAAGAAAAGAGAAGGAGACAGCAAGCAUCAUGGUUGGAGGAAGAAGACGAGCGCUCGAUUCGACAGGGUCAUUCUACGGCAAUGGAAAGGGAACAAACAAGAACGACGAUGGUUACACUCGUUCCGAUCUAGAGGCUGCAUAUGGAUCAAUCAACAAGAUCAAGCCACGACAGAGGUUUCGCGAUGCUAUCACAAACACUAUCCAGGACAAUCGCACGGCGGAGAUGAAGAAGAAGCUUAUCGACAAUGUGGACCACGAGGCUCUAGAGAAGUACAGAAAAAGUGAGGAAAGCCUUAAAACGAUCAAGAACAAGAAAGUCCGGUCUUUCUACGAAGAGCAGAAUAACCGUCUUGAUGACUGGCUGGAGGUUGACAUGAUCGUUACCUCGCUUGCAGAUGACAUUCUAGACAGUAUGCAUCCAAGAGACACCGAUGGUGACGGUGUCGUUGAGGAACGCGGGCCGCUGGGCAAUAGUGGUGAGGCGCUGGAGCCCUUCCUGCCUGACGACGAACGCGAGAGGCGAGCAAAGUCAGCGAAGCAUGUGAGAUGGGCGAUCAACAUCAACGUCGCGGUCAACAUCUUACUGCUGGCUGCUAAAGGCGUCGCAGCCAUUUGGUCCAGCUCCCUUUCCCUCAUUGCCUCCCUUGUCGACUCGGCCCUUGAUCUUCUUUGUACUGUCAUCAUCUGGACCACCAAUAGGCUUGUGGGCUGGCGGCUCGACAAGCUCAAGAAGAAGUUCCCUGUCGGUCGUAGACGCCUCGAGCCCAUCGGUAUCCUCGUAUUCUCUAUCAUCAUGGUUAUCUCUUUCUUACAGAUCCUCCAAGAGUCAGUCAAGAAACUCUUGCCAAGUGGUGACCAUGAAGUAGCCACUCUUCCACCUGCCGCAAUUUUCUCCAUGGUUGCCACAAUCGUGGUCAAGGGCACUAUCUGGUUCGGUUGCGCAAGAGUUAAGACGACGCAGGUCCAGGCCCUGGCACAAGACUGCAAGACCGACGUCUACUUCAACACGCUCUCCCUACUGUUCCCGCUCAUCGGUCACCAAGUCGGCGUCUGGUGGCUUGACCCUGUCGGUGCCAGCAUCCUCUCUCUCUUCAUCAUCUACGACUGGGCAGGCACCUGUCUCGAGAACAUCACACGUUUGACCGGUGAAGCUGCCAGCGACCGUGUAGAGCGCAAGCUGAUGUUUAUGGCGUACCGCUUCGAGCCUCUUGUUGAGGGCUUUAAGAGCAUCAAGGCCUACCAUGCUGGAGACGGGGUGUGCGUUGAGGUCGACAUCUUGAUGAAAGAGGAUGCGCCAUUAAAUAGGGCUCAUGAUGUUGCGGAGACGCUGCAGUAUUGUCUGGAGGGGCUGAGUGAGGUGGAUAGGGCGUUUGUGACAGUCGAUUACAUGUCGCAAGGUCCUACAGGACACGGUCAGCAAGACGGCGAGUAAGCAUGCGUCGAGGGCGAGACCUCAUUUGAUGCCGGGUAAUGCAUAGCGGCACUUCUU
Molecule: messenger RNA, 1699 nt
Organism: Didymella exigua CBS 183.55
Lineage: Eukaryota; Fungi; Ascomycota; Dothideomycetes; Pleosporales; Didymellaceae
Exons: 4
Coding region: 239-1642 (467 amino acids)
Biological process (GO): monoatomic cation transport; transmembrane transport
Cellular component (GO): membrane
Molecular function (GO): monoatomic cation transmembrane transporter activity
Source: RefSeq, a predicted model, not a curated record